Molecule: messenger RNA, 828 nt
Organism: Peniophora sp. CBMAI 1063
Lineage: Eukaryota; Fungi; Basidiomycota; Agaricomycetes; Russulales; Peniophoraceae
Source: the annotation of a GenBank genome assembly
AUGGCUGCUGUCGAAUCUCAGGGCGGCUUCGACUUUUCAAAUGUUGCAAGGAACUCGUAUCUCGCGAACCAUGGCGUAAAGCUUCCCAACGCUACAUCGACGGGUACAACAAUCGUCGGCUGUCUUUUCGAGGGAGGCAUCGUAUUAGGCGCCGAUACCCGUGCAACUGCUGGACCCAUUGUUGCCGACAAGAAUUGCGAGAAGAUCCACUACAUCGCCGACCAUAUUCGAUGCUGUGGCGCGGGUACCGCCGCUGACACCGAGUUCGUGACCGCGCUCAUCUCCUCCAACAUCGAGCUGCACGGGCUUUCAACCGGGCGCAAGCCGCGCGUCGUGACCGCUAUGACCAUGCUCAAGCAACAUCUGUUCCGCUACCAGGGUCAUGUUGGUGCAGCACUGGUACUUGGCGGGGUGGAUGCAACAGGAUCUCACCUCUUCACGGUCGCGCCACACGGCUCAACAGACAAGCUGCCGUACGUGACAAUGGGAUCCGGUUCGCUCGCUGCCAUGGCCGUAUUCGAAUCGAAGUGGCAACCGAAGAUGAGCCGCGAAGCCGCGAUUGAGAUCGUCUCGGAAGCCAUUGCGGCGGGUAUCUUCAACGAUCUUGGUUCAGGUUCGAACAUCGACGUCUGCGUCAUCACGAAGGACAAGACGGACAUGUUGCGGAACUACAUCAAGCCGAACGAGCGUGUACAGAAGGAGAAGAGGUACAACUUCAGGCGCGGGACUACGGCAUGGACCAAAGAGAGAGUCCGCUCGCUCAUCGUCAGCGAAGAGAUCUUGCCAAUCACUUCGAACGCCGCCGCAGAGGCUAUGGACACGAGCUAG